CUAAGUCUACUUCAGCCUAAUCCCAAAGUAAAUCGUUUCAAUGCCGUGCCGGCGCUAACCGUCUCCCAAUGCAUUUAAAACUCGCAUAGUCGCAUUCUAAUCCAAUUCAAUAAAUCAUCAUCCUUCCAUUUUUACUAUAAUAAUGAUAAUGAUUCUUCAAUUCUUUUCAACACCCUAAAUCCACAGAUUUCGCCUUUUCUUCUUCGUUUAGCCUGCUGCCUUAGUGCCUUGUACAAUGUUUUUGCUCAUUUUCUUAAUCAUUGUUUCGUGUUUCAUUUUACGUUUUGUAUCAAAUUCUUCUGUUAAGAAAUGGGGUCGUGUUCUGGAGGAGAAAUGCUACUUGUAUCAAUUCUAUAGGGUACCGCAGUUCAACCAAAACAUGCAGGUGAAUCAACUGUACAGGGUUGUCUCAACUUAUCUGAAUUCCUUGCCGGGCGUUGAAGAUUCCGAUUUCACCGCCCUUUUCUCCGGCGGCAAGCCCAAUGAUAUCAGCAUUGUUCUCGAUUCCAACCAGAUUGUGGUUGACAAAUUUCUCAGCUCCAGAGUCUGCUGGAUCAACGACGAAAAUGAGAAAACCGGCUUGAAAUCUCUGGUUUUGAAGAUUCGGAGGGAUGAUAAGCGUCGGAUUCUCCGUCCUUACCUUCAGCAUAUCAACUCUGUGUUUUAUGAAAUUGAGCAGACGAGGAAGGAUUUAAGACUGUACGUGAACGCGGGGAGGGAGCCGGAGAGGAAUGGAAGGUGGAUGUCAGUGCCGUUCACGCAUCCGGCGACGAUUGAUACGGUGGUGAUGGAUUCGGAUCUGAAGAACAGGGUGAAGUCCGAUUUGGAAGGGUUUCUCAAGUCGAAACAGUAUUAUCACCGGCUAGGCCGGGUCUGGAAACGGAGUUACCUGCUUUACGGUCCCUCCGGCACCGGAAAAUCGACAUUCGUCGCGGCAAUGGGGAAGUUUCUCGGCUAUGACGUUUACGAUAUCGAUCUAGCUAAAGUCUCCGAUGAUUCUGAUCUGAAGAUGCUGCUGUUGCAAACCACGACCAAGUCACUGAUCGUGAUCGAAGAUCUGGACCGUUGUUUGCUGGAAAAAUCAACGGCGGUAACAUUUUCCGGUAUCCUCAACUUCAUCGACGGGAUAUUCUCCUGCUGCGGCGAGGAACGUGUAAUGGUUUUCACGAUGACCGGCAAGGAUGAAAUUGAUCCGACGGUUAUCCGGCCGGGAAGAGUAGAUUUCCACAUACACUUCCCGCUAUGCGAUUUCACUGCAUUUAAAACCCUAGCCAGCAGCCAUUUGGGGUUAAAAGAUCACAAGCUUUUCCCUCACGUAGAAGAAGUUUUCCAAACCGGAGCGAGUUUGAGUCCGGGCGAGAUUUCUGAAAUCAUGAUAUCGAACCGGACCUCCCCGAGCCGCGCACUGAAAACUGUUAUAUCAGCCUUGCAGACCCACGCUGAGGCGAGAGCCGCCGCCACCAGAAAUGCAAGACGGUUGAGUGACAGUGAACCGGUUCGAACCGUGGAGGAGGCGGGCAUCUUUUGCAAGGAAAAUUUGAAAGAGAUUCGAAAACUGUAUGGACUCCUGAGAAUAAAGAGCUCAAAAAAAGAGUCCUUUGAUUCAUCAGAGAAGGACAAUUCUUUACAAUUAUGAUGACAAUAUUGCA
Molecule: messenger RNA, 1649 nt
Organism: Ipomoea nil (Japanese morning glory)
Lineage: Eukaryota; Viridiplantae; Streptophyta; Magnoliopsida; Solanales; Convolvulaceae
Product: AAA-ATPase At2g46620-like
Exons: 1
Coding region: 236-1636 (466 amino acids)
Molecular function (GO): ATP binding; ATP hydrolysis activity
Source: RefSeq, a predicted model, not a curated record